GGGCAGUGGCUUAAGCUUAUCUCGAGCUGCGGCUCCCAUCUGCAGCCACCCAAAACCAAACCAAACGAGGAAAGCAAGCUUUGAAUUCAAAGCAAAGCAAAGCAGGCUUCCCGUCUCCUUCCUCCUUGCUUGCUUAGGUUCCUUCCUUCCACUGCACACCACAGCACGCGUCUUCUCCAUUCACUUGACGGAUACCUCCUCCUCCUCCUCCUCCUCCUCCUCCUCCUCCUCCUUAUAUAGCUAGGAUCGGAAGGAGUAGCUACCUAGCACACACGCACGUCUCCACCUCGAUCGAUCACCCGCACCAACCACUUCCUCAUUCUCUUAAUUGCUUGCUCAAUUUAUUAAAAAGAAGAAAAUUGCUUGCUCAAGCGCAAGUCAAGCUCAAGCAGCUGAGCAUGGCGGCGUCUCCCGAGUUCUACAAGCCCGCCGCCGCCGCCGCCUUGUCGUCCCCCUGCGCCGAGGACCACUACCACCGCUACGAUGACACCAGCAGCUGCCGGACGCCGACGGGGAGCGGAAUCAGCUACCUCAAGGAGCCCACCACCUGCCCGCCGGCGCCCAGGAAGCCCUUGUGCAAGAAGCGCCUCUUCCUCUUCAAACAAGGCGACCGCGACACGGAGGCGGAGGCGGAGGUCCGGCCCCCGGCCACCGCCACCCUCAUCAGCCUGCGCCUCGACGACCUGGAGCGCAUCUUCCGCCCCCACCCAAACGCCGCCGACAAGCGGCGACGCACCGCCUCCACCUGCUUCUUGGAUGCAACCACUUCUUAACUUGUUAUUACUAGUAGCCGCUGCAUGCUUAAUCAAGCUUAGCCAACCCACAAAAUGUACUUAAUAUGCUUCAAAUCAAUAAUGUACCGUUCCUUCACUGCUGUAAUGUAGUAAAUCAAAGUUGCCCUGCCAAAUACAUACACUCUCUGAAAUCUCAAAUUAGUAUGUUUAUCUA
Molecule: messenger RNA, 948 nt
Organism: Panicum virgatum (switchgrass)
Lineage: Eukaryota; Viridiplantae; Streptophyta; Magnoliopsida; Poales; Poaceae
Product: cyclin-dependent protein kinase inhibitor EL2-like
Exons: 1
Coding region: 399-773 (124 amino acids)
Source: RefSeq, a predicted model, not a curated record